This is a messenger RNA of Cercospora beticola, 1573 nucleotides long. Its product is annotated as alpha/beta hydrolase. Lineage: Eukaryota; Fungi; Ascomycota; Dothideomycetes; Mycosphaerellales; Mycosphaerellaceae. The record is from RefSeq and is a predicted model, not a curated record. Gene Ontology annotation, molecular function: hydrolase activity.
CCAUCCUAAGAAAGAGACUUGUCUUGGCCGACAACCGCUGGACAAGUCAACAGAUCGCAGAGCGCACGAUGAACCAAUGGAAUAAUCCGAGCCCAUUUCCUAGUCCACCGCUAGCACAGCCACCUACAGUUUAUCAGCCUCUUCAUCCAUCUCUGAGAGGUCUCUUGGACCCAGAGUAUGUUGCUUUCCACGACACAUGCCUCCAGUACUUAAUUCCAGAGGAACAGCUCAAAUGGGACACUUCGACUAGGUCUCGUCUGCCUACAUUAGCAAGUCCGUCUGCGGAACUGAAAGUUGGGCAGAAGCGUGACAUCCAGCUUGAACACUGCGCUGUGCGUGUUUUCGUACCAGAGUCGAGUCAACAUGUACCUCGGUACCCAGUUUUGUUAUGGUUCCAUUCGGGAGGGUGGGUGAGUGGAGGACUGGACAGCGAGAACGACUUUCUCACGUAUGUCUGCCAAACUUCUCAGUGCAUUGUGAUCACUGUUGAUUACCGCCUCGCGCCCGAGCAUCCUUACCCGGCAGCAGCAGAAGAUGCCCUGGAAGCCCUGACAUGGCUCAGAAAAGAGGCAGCAAAAUACUAUCCCGUCGAUCUUGAGCGAGUAGCAAUCGGCGGCCACUCUACUGGUGGAAACCUGGCGGCAGUGCUUGUCCUGGAAGCUGCUUGCUUGUUUCCUUCCUUUAAGCCAGUUUUGAUGUUGCUGAUCGUGCCUGUGAUCGAUAACACGGCGACUCCAGGCAACGGGUGGUACAAUCUGAAUGCUCCAUGGCUGACACACUCGAGGUUGUUGUGGUAUCGGAGCAUGUACCUGCCAGAAGGGCCUAGCCACGAAGACGACUACUCCACCCGAGAAAAAUGGCAGAUAUCUCCGAACCUGGCACCUAGCAAAGUGCUGUCGAAAUGUCCCCGGACUUGGAUCGCUGUUGCAGAGUAUGAUUUGUUGGCAACCGAAACAUUGGCGUUCUCCAGUCAACUUCGUGCGUCUGGAGUCGAAGCGAGUGUCAAGAUGUAUAAUGGCUCUACACAUGGCAUUUUGGCCCUCAAUGGGAUACUGAGCAAGGGCCGAGAGCUUAUGCUUGAUGCUGUGCAAGCGCUUAACGAAGUCUUUUGGCCCGUGAGAAUGGAUCCUUUGAUGGGAUGGGCCCUUUCCGCUUGAGUGUUAUUGCGAAAAGGUGGCACUAGGGGUUGUCCUGCCCGACAGGACCGAGAAAGUCGAAGACAGACCGGAUGAUGAUCAUGGCGAUAAAUGCAAUAACUGCAAUGGCAAGAGCAAUUCUUGACGCCGGAAGGUGGCAGCAACAGAUGCCCAAGAGUCUUGGAAGGGGGAGGGCUAAAUCGGGAAAAUGCGCACAAUAGCGGCAUGGCACGUGACAAGUCUUUCCACACCACGUUCAUCAGUCCGAAGACCACACCCACGCGGACAUAAUGUCAAAAUGGCUAGGAUAAUCACGAUAUGACUGCGAUCUAUGCGUCAUCCGAGUCUCCCGAAUGGUCGAUUGUUCGGCACAGACACGUCAAAGGCCGAAGAGGCCAUCCCAUCCGCGACAGCAUGGUAAUUACUCUAUCAGCAGG